Mercenaria mercenaria is the source of this 2086-nucleotide messenger RNA. RefSeq lists its product as uncharacterized. NCBI's taxonomy places the organism in Eukaryota, Metazoa, Mollusca, Bivalvia, Venerida, Veneridae. The transcript is spliced from 8 exons. Gene Ontology annotation, cellular component: nucleus. The record is from RefSeq and is a predicted model, not a curated record. The coding region runs from base 129 to 2003 and encodes 624 amino acids. Gene Ontology annotation, molecular function: DNA binding.
UUUUUCAGUCGGCUCAGAACGUCCCGUUGGACACAUUAUUUUCUUUUUUUAAGGUUUUGCAAACGUUCCUACGAAUGAGCUGAAAACUCCUAUCUGUUGAAUUCUUAUCUUAAUCUUAGGUCAAGAACAUGCCAAAGCAAUACACCGAGGACCAACUUAAGCUGGCAUUGUCAGCAGUCCGGCAAAAGAAAAUGAAAAUAAAGACGGCUGCUCGGCUUUACAAUGUGCCGAAAUCUACUUUAUUUGAUAAGGUGAAGGGAACAUACAUCGGCAAACAGCGGGGACCGGCGAGGCAGCUUCUCCCUGAUGAAGAAGAGUCUCUGGUUCAGUACUUACUGUACAUGGCUAAUCAGGGGUUCCCGUUGACAAGGGCCAUGAUGAGAUGUUAUAUUCAAGAAAUAGUUCUUCACUCAGGUCGAGAAACGUUAUUCAAUAUACAGAAGGGCCCAUCUGAUGACUGGUUUGUGAAGUUUUUUAGUCGCCAUCCAAACCUAGCACAAAGGAAACCGGAGAAUAUGGAUAAAGCUAGAGUGUCCAUGUCUUCAAAAAAGAUGCUUGACGAGUUCUUUCCCUUUCUAGAAGGUGUACUGGAUAAAUAUGGAAUACGAGACAAACCUCACAGGAUUUUCAACUGUGAUGAAACAGGAUUCACAGGGAAAGAAGCUCCACGGGCAAAAGUAAUCGGACCCCGCGGAGGACACCUGUUCAGACGUAAAACAGUUUCUGCUGACCAUGUGACAGCUCACCUAUGCGUUUCAGCAGAUGGACAUUUUUUACCACCUGCAAUAAUUUACAAGGGAUCAUUACCACAUCAGCACUACAAAGACAGCGUCCCAUCCUCAUGGCACUUCGGUCACAGUGAAAAUGGCUAUAUGGACCGUGAUCUUUUUCACAAAUGGUUUGUCAACGUGUUUGUCCCUAACUGCGGCAGAGAGAGACCCGUAAUACUUGUAAUGGACAACCAUGACUCUCAUAUAAGUAUCGCUGUCAUUGAGAAGGCAAUAUCAGAGGGUAUUGUGCUUCUUGGUCUGCCUGGGCAUUCCACUCAUAUCCUGCAACCUUUAGACGUCAAUAUUAUAUCACCGCUGAAAGACGCGUACACGAAAGUGGCAGCCGGUCUUGGCUACUUAAAUACCGCUGUCAGUGUUGGGAAAGCCAAGUUUCCGGUCGUCUUAAAGCAUGCAAUGGACAAGAUUGCGCCAGCUACCAUAGUCAACGGUUUCGCUAAAACUGGCAUCUGUCCGUUCAGUCCUUCUGUGAUAGACACGUCACAGAUAGUAGAACCGACUUUCAGAGACGACGCAAACGGAGGACCAGAUGAGCCCGAGGUGAGGACCUGUGGUACCUGUGGGUCUUACAUUACUAACCCAUUGGUGAGAAGAGGACUCAUUUCAAAUUCACUGGCAAGCAUUCUGGUACCCCCUCCCACAAAACCACAGAAUAAACAGCAGAAAAGAACACGGGUUGUAGCCGAGGGCAGACUUAUCAGCGGCAAUGAUAUGCUGAGUCAGCUAAAGGAGAAGGAAGAACUUGCUGAAAAAAAGAAGAGUGAAUCAGAAAAAAGGAAAACGGAAAUGGAAAUGAAAAGAAAACUGAAAGAAGAAGAUGAUAGGAUGAAAAAGAUAAAGAGAAUGAAAGAAAAAGAAGAAAGAGAAGCUAGAAAGCUAAAGGACAAAGAAAUGAAAAGUAUUAGGAAACAGAAAAAAAAGGAAGAGCAAGAACGAAAACAGAAGGAGAAGGUGGACCUUAAGAGAAAACGUCUAUUUACUGAGGAGCAGAUCAUGUCAGCGAGCAUGUAUGUAUGUGGCGACUGUAAAGAGAAGGGGAGGCCAGAUGAUGAGAUUAACGGCAUUCUUUGGUUCGGCUGUGAUGAAGAGACAUGUGGAUUAUGGUUUCAUGAGCAUUGUCUGACACAACAGGCCAAGGAAUAUCUUUGGGAAAGUUUAGAAAAUGGGGAGGAGUGGUUUUGCCACAGGUGUAAGCCGUGGCUUUACGAGGAGUAGACUUGAUUGUUGAAUUCCAUAUCUGUGAUAUUCAGUUUGAGCCAGUUUUAAUGAUAUCAUAUGAAUAUAAAUUUUAACCUGUG